CGGCCGACCCGUUCGUUUACGCCAGGUUCACGGUUUCCCGAAAAACGUGAUUGAAAUUAUAAAAUUUGUGUUUGAAAACUAUGGUCGUCGUGAGUUGACGGUAUUAUUUGUUGCGGCCAUUUGAGAUAACUUGACUUGACGCUCCGGCAUCGCUUCACUUUGCCCUCCUUUGUGAAAAUUUUUGUGGACCCGCCUGGACCCACCAUAGCAUGCAAACUCAAGACACAGAGGGGACUGAUGGAUCUCCAUGGAACAAUUCAAGUGGAUGCGAAGAAGAUCGAAAGGGAAAUCCAAAGGAGAAAAAAUCUAAUGUAUUACCAUUAUGGGGAAACGAGAGGUCAAUGAACUUGAAUCCUUUAAUAUUAACAAACAUACAAUCUUCGCACUACUUCAAGGUCAACUUAUAUGAACUUAAAACAUACCACGAGGUUAUUGAUGAAAUUUAUUACAAAGUUUUGCACUUGGAACCAUGGGAAAAAGGCAGUCGGAAGACAGCGGGCCAAACUGGAAUGUGUGGAGGCGUACGAGGUGUCGGAGCAGGAGGAAUAGUUUCAACAGCUUACUGCCUCUUGUACAAACUAUUCACCCUACGUUUGACGAGGAAACAACUAAAUGGCCUCAUAAAUCAUCCUGACUCUCCAUACAUUCGCGCCCUCGGCUUCAUGUACAUUAGAUACACCCAGCCACCAGCUGAUUUAUUCAGCUGGUAUGACGAAUACUUGGAAGAUGCAGAGGAAUUGGAUGUCAAGGCAGGGGGUGGUCAGGUAAUGAAAAUGGGCGAUAUAUUGAAACAGUUCCUGACAAAGCUUGAAUGGUUUUCUACACUCUUUCCCCGGAUACCUGUUCCAAUACAAAAAGACUUGGAGCAAAAACUUGGAGAGAGAUUUCCACAGCAGACUAUGAAUGCGCGCAACGCCAAGCCACCGAUAACAUUAAAUAAUCAUGGAAAGUAUAAUAGUAAUAACACUACUAAAAGAGAUAACAACAGAAGUGGGUGCACAACAGUGCGACCCCAGCAGCCCAGGCACAUACCAGACAGUGAAGCACAGUGGGGAGAAGCCGAGAGAGCGAGCCAUUGGCGAGCCAGAUCUGAUGAAGAGCGUAGAGAAGAUCGCAAAGAUAGGUACAGGGAUAAAGAAAGAGACAGAGGGGAGCGUGAACGGGAACGGCCCAGAGAACGUGAAAAAGAAAGAGACCGCGAGAGGCACAGCAGGCGAUCUACAAGCAGAGAACGAUCUUUCAGAAGACAAAAGGACCACAGAAGUCGGAGCAGAGAUCGAUCGCACAGAGAACGGAGUCGUGAUCGUCAUAGGCACAGGGAUAGGUAGGCGGGGUUCUCCUUACGAUUAUGCGAGUGAGCUUGCCCGAGAGAAGUAAAGACAACGCAGAGAAUAACGUUAGCCACGUUUAUUGAAUUUAAUAAUAUAAAUUUGUUUGUAUGAAUGCAGUGAAAAAUGAGAGUUAGAACCGAGCCAUUCAAUUGCUACUCUAUUCACAUUACCGCGAGGAGCGGUGUUAGCCUAAUGCUAGUUAUAAUGCAUAUAUCCAGGAUGUAAUUCAACUUGUUUUUUAUGAAAUAAAAUUUAAAUACUACCGAA
Molecule: messenger RNA, 1598 nt
Organism: Athalia rosae (coleseed sawfly)
Lineage: Eukaryota; Metazoa; Arthropoda; Insecta; Hymenoptera; Athaliidae
Product: pre-mRNA-splicing factor 38B
Exons: 6
Coding region: 210-1328 (372 amino acids)
Cellular component (GO): precatalytic spliceosome
Source: RefSeq, a predicted model, not a curated record